Messenger RNA from Mucor mucedo, 684 nucleotides. RefSeq lists its product as uncharacterized. Gene Ontology annotation, cellular component: nucleus. NCBI's taxonomy places the organism in Eukaryota, Fungi, Mucoromycota, Mucoromycetes, Mucorales, Mucoraceae. The transcript has a single exon. Gene Ontology annotation, biological process: regulation of transcription by RNA polymerase II. The record is from RefSeq and is a predicted model, not a curated record. Gene Ontology annotation, molecular function: DNA-binding transcription factor activity, RNA polymerase II-specific; RNA polymerase II cis-regulatory region sequence-specific DNA binding. Bases 1 to 684 code for a protein of 227 amino acids.
AUGAGCAUUAACGACAUUAACGUUUUUCCUUGCAAUGCGGAAUUGGUGGAUGAGUUGUUUCCAGGAGUCGAGUACGGCAAAGGGUUGAAUACUUCAAUAGGUCUCGCGCCUUCUCGUAUGGAACUUCCAUCCGAGGAGGUGCAGGAUCUAUUGGAAUAUUCUUCCCUUCCUGCUUGGUCUCCUGGAGACCUCUCUGAAACCAGUUCAAUGCGCGAUGAAUCAAUUUUUGAUUUUUUUAACCCCUCUUUGUCACCUGUGCCAGAGUCAAACUCCUUGGCAAUUAACAACAUUGACGAUACUGCAAAAAACAUCCCGGAAGAAUCCGAAGAGCCGGCAGCAACAUCAACCUCCAUCGGAAACAAAAGAAGAGCGAUUUCGUCUUUGGGUACACCGGAAAACAAAAAGCAAAAAACAGCAACUGGUUUCGAAUGCCCUGUUUGUCAGCAUGUGUUAUCCAAAAAAUACAAUUUGGAUACACACUUAAAGACACAUGACACAAACAGAGGCAAAGACCAUCAUUGCACAGAUUGUAAUAUGUCUUUCAACCGCAGCGCACACUUAAAAAGACAUAAACAAACAGUGCAUGAACAAUUAAAGGAACAUAGCUGCAAUCAAUGCCAGUCAAAGUACACACGGGUAGACAACCUAAGAAAACACAUUGCAAAAAAGCACAUGAAUAAUUAG